ACCCCCCCAUUUCCCAGGGCUUGUUGGAGAAUCCAGGUAAUCCAUCGGGUAGGGGAAGCGGUGGCUCCGCUGCCCUUUUGGGGAGUUUUUCGGGGCGUCAUUUGGAGGAAGACCCUGCAUCUAUGUCCCAAAAUCAGAAGGAGUUGGCAGGCCUGGGUCGGCUUGAAUACUUGCAAGCCUUAGUUACUGAAUUCCAAGUGACAGAUAACUCAGGUGCCAAAGAGCAAGUGUUGGCUAAUCUGGCCAAUUUUGCUUAUGACCCCCAAAAUUAUGAAUAUCUGCGGCAGCUCAGGGUCUUGGAUCUGUUUCUGGACAUGCUGACUGAGGACAAUGACAGUCUUGUGGAAUUUGCACUUGGAGGACUGUGUAAUCUCUGCCUGGACAAAAUCAACAAAGACUAUAUACUAGAGGCGGGUGGGGUGUCAGCUGUUGUCAACUGUCUGGCCAGUGCCAACGAAGAGACUGUCCUGUCUGCAGUUACAACUCUAAUGUACUUGUCUACAGCUCAGUCUCGCCAAGAGAUCACCGCCCUCCCUGUGAUUGAGUGCAUGCUGCGCUUCUCCCUCUCAACCAACAGAAGGCUGAAAAACCUGGCCACUAUUUUCCUUGAGGACUAUUGCAGUCCCCUUCAGGUGGAGGAGGCCAGGAGCCUCACCAGGAACACAGCCGUCGGAAUUCCACUGCCCAGGAUGGAGGCAGCCCAGGAGGCAGCCAGCGAGAUCCUCCCUGAAUGAGGAGCAGGAUUCUUUC
Messenger RNA from Protobothrops mucrosquamatus (brown spotted pit viper), 750 nucleotides. RefSeq names its product armadillo repeat containing 7 (gene ARMC7). NCBI's taxonomy places the organism in Eukaryota, Metazoa, Chordata, Lepidosauria, Squamata, Viperidae. The record is from RefSeq and is a predicted model, not a curated record. Gene Ontology annotation, molecular function: protein binding. Bases 123 to 734 code for a protein of 203 amino acids. The transcript has 4 exons.